GGAAAGUCCAUUACACAAGUGCCUCAAAGGAAGUGAUUGAGGCUUAUUCAACUCAAUUCGCCAAGGACAUGGGGACCUUUCUUUCUGCAAGAGCAACAGAGCUUGUUUCUGGAGGGCUGAUGGUCCUUAUCCUGCCAGGACUCCCAAAUAGGAUUCCUCAUUCGGAGUCCACUGCUGGUAUGUUGUUUGAUCUUCUGGGGUCCUGCCUCAUGGAUAUGGCAAAGAUAGGAUUAACUGAUGAAGCCAAAGUAGACUCCUUCAACUUCCCCUUCUACAUGGCUUCUCCCCAGGAGCUGGAAGAUCUGGUAGAGAGAAAUGGGUUAUUCAGCAUCGAGAGACUGGAGCAAGUCAUCAACGUAACAAGGAACACAGGCGCCCUUACUGAGCAAUCCUGUUCGAUGCACUUGAGAGCUGCCUUGCAGGGAAUCAUCAAGGAACACUUCGGAAGUGAGAACAUAGACGAACUGUUCGACCGGUUCUCUGAGAAACUUGGCCGGUCUUCCUAUCUUUUGAACGCAGACUAUACGAAAGGGACUCAAUUGUUUAUCGUUCUCAAGCGCAAGAUGACUGAUUAAAACGGUACCAAGACCCCAAUAAAGUCCAAGUUCUUGUUGAAGCCUGGUUUCUCAUCGUAUUGUUCAACACAUGACUAUGCAUGAAUCCUGGAUAAACUUUUUUUUUUUCGUCUUGUAUGGUUGCUACCUAAAAAGUUUAAAUGAAAUAUUUAAUAUUCAA
Molecule: messenger RNA, 735 nt
Organism: Nelumbo nucifera (sacred lotus)
Lineage: Eukaryota; Viridiplantae; Streptophyta; Magnoliopsida; Proteales; Nelumbonaceae
Source: RefSeq, a predicted model, not a curated record